Saccostrea cuccullata (small rock oyster) is the source of this 1037-nucleotide messenger RNA. RefSeq lists its product as uncharacterized. Bases 20 to 871 code for a protein of 283 amino acids. NCBI's taxonomy places the organism in Eukaryota, Metazoa, Mollusca, Bivalvia, Ostreida, Ostreidae. The transcript has 3 exons. The record is from RefSeq and is a predicted model, not a curated record.
AGAUAGAAACACGAUCAUAAUGUCCGGCCAGUCAGAAAUUGAGUAUCGUGAAGAACAAGAUGUGGAUGUUGGCGUUGUGGUCCUCUGCGGGAUAUUUAUGUUGCUGUUUUUCAACAUUAUAUGUGUGUGUAUAUUCUACAGGAAGUGGAAGAAAAGGCAGAACAAAUUCCGUCUGGAGUAUAUAAGAUAUGGGCGAUCAGAGUAUCUACGAAGACAUAGAGCUCAGCCAAUCAGAAUAUCAUUCAAGUACAUACCUGAUUGGUUUCAGCGGAAUUGGAACAACCGAUUUGGCAUUCAGUCGAUGAGAAAUAAGAGAAGACAGCAUAGACCACAUUUAUCUAAACUGAUGCAACCAAAUUUGUCCACCACGAAAGGUUUUCGUAAUCAAAAAACAUCAAACUCACUCCAAAGUGAACAACGCAAACGCCAUCCACGGAAGACAAAAAUCAUAGUGAAGGACGGGUUAUUAUCGAACAGGAUAAAUCUGUUUAAAGAAGGAGUGACCAAGGAUGGCACUAUGGAUGAGAAAACAAUCCUUAACACAGAAUCUUCACAAAAUAGAGAAUCAAAGGGACUUUCAGACACAAACAACAAGCAUUCUAUAAUUGAUAUAAAACAGAUUCGCCCAUCUACAGGGAGGUCAUCAAAUCAAUGUCCUUCAAAGGUCUCAGAGGUACAGAUACACAAGGAAAAGGCAGCAGGGGACGCUUGUUAUAAGAGAGCUACGAACUCCGUUAAACAGUCGAUGGAUGCAUGUCCAGAAAAAACUUCCAACAGUAAAAUAGAAACACUCAGUACAUUAUUUCUUAUUCAUUCUGAUGAUGUAUCAAACGUUUUAUCGAGGAUGGGACACAAAAACCAAACUAAAUGAAUAGGGUGACAGUUGAUAAUAAGCAUAUUUUAUAUUAUUGUCUUCAAAAUAAUUACUUGAAGGCUAAAUGGAAUACUGUAUUGUAAAGAUAAAAUUAACUACAAUGUAUAGGUUUAUCCUGGAACUGAUAGUAUUAUGGGUGUAUUUACAUAUAAAGUGAUAUAAA